AAGUGUCAAAUAAAGCCGAAUUUUUAAAUGUUUGAAAACAUCUUCUAAAGUAAAAGUACAGAAAGAAUCUUCUUGCGAAAUAAGAAAUUAAUUACGUUUGUUAUAAAACAUGGAUUACGCACAGUUUGGAAAUAUGAUGGAAAAGAAUCGCAUUGACAGCUUUAAAAAAUGGCCGUUUAAUGAAAAUAGUGCUUGCAGUGUUAAAAAGAUGGCCGAGGCUGGGUUCUAUUGGAGUGGUAACGAGCGCGAACCAGACACAGUUACUUGUUACGUUUGCAACAAAACUCUUGAUGGUUGGGAACCGACUGAUGAUCCUUGGAAAGAACACUCAAAACAUGCUCCUCAGUGCAAUUUCGUAAAAUACGGUCGGAAAGAAGCAGAAUUGACGGUUCACGAGUUCAUUAAUAUAUUGAGUGUUGCGCUUAAAGCGCGUAUGGAACAAUAUUUUAAUAAAACCAUAGAAGAUUUUAAUAAAUGGGCUGAAAAGGAGAGAGCGAAAUUGACACUCAGCAAAUAAAUGAUCGCUGAACAUUUUUAGCAGUUAGGUUAUCAAACUAGAAUUAGAACAACAGACAUCAAUAAACGAAUACUUAUGAAAUUAUA
Messenger RNA from Anastrepha ludens (Mexican fruit fly), 603 nucleotides. It is a transcript of the gene Det, whose product is annotated as baculoviral IAP repeat-containing protein 5.2. NCBI's taxonomy places the organism in Eukaryota, Metazoa, Arthropoda, Insecta, Diptera, Tephritidae. Bases 110 to 517 code for a protein of 135 amino acids. The transcript has 3 exons. The record is from RefSeq and is a predicted model, not a curated record.